UAAACUGUCACGUCGAAAAUGUGACGUAAGAUACUACUUCCGCAUUGGUCCAGUUUACAGUAUAUGACACUCACCGAGUGCCCAGAGGCGGUUAAUCUCUCUUCGGUAGUGUCUCUGAGGACAGUGUUACACGGUUCGAGCUGGACUUUUCCCAAUGUGUAGUGUGCCUGGGAGAAUUUACUUUUUUUAAGCAGUGUGUCCUGAAAUUACAUUUCAAAUAUAUAAUCGGAUCCAGGUAGCACAAUGUCGGGAUACGACAGGAACCCCUUCGCGGACCCGGAACUCGACAACCCUUUUCAGGAUUCGUCGGUGACUCAAGCAAGACAGACGACUGCGGCGACGGCAGCGUUAGACGAGUACAAUCCCUUCACAGACGCCAAAACUACCACAACAAUGGCGGCCAAGCCCGUGGUUCCCACGCAGCCCGCCAUCAUGAAGCUCACAGAGGAGCCCCCCGCGCCCUCGCAGCCUCGGACACAGGGCGCUCCAGAAGCACCGUCGCAGGCGGGGGGCGCCGGUGAGCUGCUGAGGAGGCAGGAGGAGCUGGAGAGGAAGGCUGCAGAACUGGACCGACGAGAGCGAGAGAUGCAGUCCCUCUCUGCCUCUGGAGGUAGGAGGAAGAACUGGCCCCCGCUGCCAGACAAAUUCCCGGUGGGUCCGUGUUUCUACCAGGACAUCAAUGUGGACAUCCCGGUGGAGUACCAGAAGACGGUGAAGAUCAUGUACUACCUGUGGAUGUUCCACACGGGAGUGCUGCUGGCCAACCUGGUGGGCUGCCUGGCCUGGUUCUGCAUAGACUCGUCACGCGGCAUUGACUUCGGCAUGGCCAUCCUCUGGUUCCUGAUCUUCACGCCUUGCUCUUUCGUGUGCUGGUACCGCCCCGUCUACGGCGCCUUCAGGAGUGACAGCUCCUUCAGUUUUUUUAUUUUCUUCUUCGUCUACGUCUGCCAGGUAGGCGUCUACAUCAUCCAAGCGGUGGGCUUUCCCGGGUGGGGAGCGAGCGGCUGGAUCUCCGCCCUGUCCGUCCUCAACCGCAAUGUGGUGGUCGGCGUCCUGAUGAUCCUCAUCGCCGCCCUCUUCACCUCGCUGGUGGUCAUGUCGCUCAUCAUGUUCAAAAAGGUCCACGCCAUGUACCGCACCACCGGAGCCAGCUUCCAAAAGGCCCAGCAGGAGUUUGCCACGGGGGUGAUGUCCAACAAGACGGUGCAGACGGCCGCCGCCAACGCCACCUCAAGGGCAGCCCAGGGGGCCUUCAGGGAGCAGAUCUGAGCCCUUCCUCUUUCCUCCUGACGCUUCAGCCCCAGUAAGGGAAUCAAACAGGCGACCACUCCCCCACAAUGUGUCGUUCAACUCACUGAAUGUGUGCGCCUCUUUAAAUGAUCUUUCUACUUCCUUAAUUGACAUUAGACAACAUCACCAAAUGCCAGCUAAGAAACUUGAUAUGUACCUCUGCCGCUCCCCGGCGGUGCGGUGCUGUAUUACACUAACAGAAUGCUGCGCGUUCUAUUAGCAUAAUUUUGCAUUCUUAAGAGUUCUUGUUUUUACAAUUUUAUUAGAAACGGUUCUCUAAAUUUUAAAAUAACUGGUUCUUUUAAAAAUUAUAUUUAAUGCAAUAUUUAUUUUAUAAUUCCUCAUUCCUAAUGACUGAAAGUGAAGCAGUUUAAGUCUUUUAAAGUCACAAUUUCCCAGCCUGACACUAUUCUAAUAAUUAAUGUAUAAUUAUUUACUAUUAUUACUUAAAAAACUAAGCAUAAUGACCUUGAAACAAUAAUAUGAAUACAACUAUUUGUUUGAGCUCGGUGGCCUUUAUGUCCUUCCAGUCAAGUCACACAAGCUUGCACUUUAUAAACUUCCUUGCUGGCUGCACCUUUACCUCACUUUGCCUCAGGAUGUCUUAAGUAGAAAACACUCAAAUGGGACUAAAAGAAGAAAGACGACAAGCUGACCGAAUUUGCUUCUAACACCCCAAGUGCGACAAACAACACUUCAAUCUAAAUUUUAAAAAGUACACAUAGAAAAAGUUGUAUCGGUUUGGAGAAGCAGAAAGUUAUCGGUAUUAGUUUGGGGAAAAAAGUACAUCUGUAGUCUUAAAGUAUCCGGUGAGGCCUUUUAGCGUGUAACGUAAUGAUGUAAAGUAUCCGUAAUGAUGUGAAGAAAUGUGCAGAAUACACUGCAUUGAAUCAAAAUAGUAGAAACACUGGCAAUCAAAAUGUGAAAAAAACAUGUGGAAUGAAUCUAUAUCAUAUAUUCUAUGACUGGAAUAUUUUGUAAUCUGUAGUAAAUGAAGAUUUUCUGGUUUUUUUGGGGCUUCCGUUUCAUGAUGUAAUGAUGUAAGCAGUGUAUAUUUGUUCUUGUAUUAAGAUUUAAAAAGUUCUUACCCACGUUGUUUGUUUU
This is a messenger RNA of Doryrhamphus excisus (bluestripe pipefish), 2394 nucleotides long. RefSeq names its product secretory carrier-associated membrane protein 1-like. The record is from RefSeq and is a predicted model, not a curated record. Lineage: Eukaryota; Metazoa; Chordata; Actinopteri; Syngnathiformes; Syngnathidae. Gene Ontology annotation, biological process: protein transport. Gene Ontology annotation, cellular component: trans-Golgi network membrane; recycling endosome membrane.